This is a messenger RNA of Oncorhynchus nerka (sockeye salmon), 1914 nucleotides long. Its product is annotated as hairy/enhancer-of-split related with YRPW motif protein 2-like. Bases 159 to 1160 code for a protein of 333 amino acids. NCBI's taxonomy places the organism in Eukaryota, Metazoa, Chordata, Actinopteri, Salmoniformes, Salmonidae. Gene Ontology annotation, biological process: circulatory system development; Notch signaling pathway; regulation of neurogenesis. Gene Ontology annotation, molecular function: RNA polymerase II cis-regulatory region sequence-specific DNA binding; DNA-binding transcription factor activity, RNA polymerase II-specific; protein dimerization activity. The transcript is spliced from 5 exons. The record is from RefSeq and is a predicted model, not a curated record. Gene Ontology annotation, cellular component: nucleus.
AGGACGUAGGCGGCUACGCUGCCCUGCAUCAGUGAAUGAGGCUCCAACGGUUCGUGGGAAAGCUGUACAGAGGGAAUUGUAUAGGCACCAGUCAUCAGUCUACCUGGCCGCGCACCGAUCCACUGAGACGUUAGUAAAGACAUACUCUCGCCAUCACCAUGAAAAGGCCUUGUGAUGAUAGUACUUCUGACAGCGACAUGGAUGAAACUAUUGAUGUCGGCAGUGAGAAUAAUUAUUCUGGGCACAGCAAUGGAUCAUUUAUUAGAUGUGGCUCCCCAACAACAACAACCCAAGUUAUGGCAAGAAAAAAACGAAGAGGGAUCAUCGAGAAGAGACGGAGGGAUCGAAUCAAUAAUAGUUUAUCAGAGUUACGUCGACUUGUUCCAACUGCAUUUGAAAAACAAGGUUCUGCCAAAUUAGAGAAAGCCGAAAUAUUGCAGAUGACAGUGGAUCACCUAAAGAUGCUGCAGACCACUGGCGGUAAAGGGUAUUUUGAUGCCCAUUCCCUGGCUAUGGACUUCAUGAGCGUGGGCUUCAGGGAGUGUCUGACGGAGGUAGCCAGGUACCUGAGCUCUGUGGAGGGAUUAGACAGCAUUGACCCACUGCGCGUGCGCCUGGUCUCCCACCUCAGCACCUGCGCGUCUCAGAGGGAGGCAGCUGCCAUGACCUCAUCCAUGGCACACCACCAGCAGGUGCUCCCACCUCACCACUGGGCCGCAGCCUUCCACCCCCUCCCUGCCGCCUUCCUCCAACAGAGUGGACUGCCCUCCUCAGACAGCGCCACCAGCAGACUGUCUGUGGAGGUGCCCCAGCGCGGCUCGGCCCUACUAACAGCCACCUUCGCCCACACUGACUCUUCUCACAGGGCGCCCUCUAAUGGCAGCGUGGCACCCUGCGUCCCCCCACUCUCCACCUCCCUCCUGUCGCUCUCGGCAACCGUUCACGCGGCGGCCGCUGCUGCUGCGGCCCAGACUUUCCCCCUGUCCUUUCCCGGAGGAUUCCCCAUCUUCACACCUCACAGUGUGAGCAGCACAGCGUCUAUGGUAGCUUCAGCUGUGUGCCCCUCCAUUUCCACCACAUCCACUUCACAGCAGAGCAGAGACCGAGAGGGCAGCAGCAAACCAUACAGACCUUGGGGAACAGAAGUGGGAGCCUUUUAAAGUGUUCGACUUUUACAAGGUCUCAGUGUGGCUGGAGGCCAUCCACACCAUACAGAUAGAGGAACGAUAUUGUUUUAUUAACUAUGGCUUUUUUUUGUGUCCAUGGACUUUUAUUCCACCAGCUUAUUUCAUUUGAGAGAGAGAGAGAGAGAGAGAGAGAGAGAGAAUAAUUAGAUCAACUUAAAAUAUACUAAUGCUUUAGAGCACGUGUUUCCCCAACAUUGGCUGUUUAAUUCACGUUGUUAAUGAGCAAUAUUUUCAGAAUUUGAGAAAUGGAAACGAAAUCCAGCAGAAGUUUUGUUUUGCUUCAAUGUCAACUCUUGGUGGAAAAUAGUGUGAUUAACAAUCACAAAGCAGUGUCUUUAGUUUGGAGUUGCUCCAAUCAAUCAGAUGAAGGACAUUGGAGGAAGAACCACAGGUUUUGGAUAUAAUAAGUCAACACAUGAAUCAAUGUAGUGUGUAUCUACUCAAAUCCAUGAACUAACACGUUUGUAAAUAUGUAUGAAUAUUAGAUGAACUGGAAGCUAUAUUGAAGAUGGAGGAAGACAUAUUUGGUAUGAUGCACUUCAAUUUGCUGCUGGAAACAUGACAGGAGCUUUUUUUCUUUAGACUGUACAAAAACAACACAUCACAUCCCAGUUCCAACUGGAGUUGAAUGAUACUAGUAUAACUUGUAUUUUUAUAUAACCGUUUCUUUGCAAACAGCCCUCUAUGGAUGUCACUGAUUAAACUUUUUUUAUUUUAUAUUUGGCCA